AUGGGUGAAUAUGUCAUAGACACAGGAAUAGAUGUAACGAUGGAUUUUUGUGACUCUUUAGAAGAACCUAUAAUUCUAGGUCCAUUUUUUAAAGGAAUAGGAUUUGAUGCGGAUAAUUGCCCACCUGGUAUUGGUGUUUACGGAUCUGAAGGUUAUCAAAUACCAAUGGAGCAACUACCUGAUGGUUUUAUGCCUAACAAUUAUAAGAUUAUUCUUGACAUAUUUCAUGAGGAUCAAAAUUUAAUAAUUCUACAUUUAUUCAGCAAGCAGGGAGCUUACGACUUGAUUAUAGAGGAUGUCACCACUGCAGAAUACAGCGAGGAAUAUUUAAACGAACCUGAUAUCUAUGUGGACGAUAAUUUCAAAUUAGUUAUUAACCUUACAAUAGUAAAGCAGUUUCCAUCAACGACUGCAGGACGUCUUUCACUGAUGGGAGCAUCAAUGGGUGAAUAUGUUGUGGAUACCGGAAUCGAUGUAACAAUGAAUUUUUGUGAAUUCGUGGAAGAGCCUAUAGUAAUAGGUCCAUUAUUUCAAGCAAUAGGAUUCGAUCCAAAUCAUUGUCCACCUGAUGUUGGUGUCUAUGGAACUGAAAAUUAUGAACCAAUAACGGAAGGGAUGCCGGAUGAUUUUCCACCGAAUAUGUAUAGAACGGUUCUAGAUAUUUAUACUGAAGAACAAAAAAUUUUGAUUUUGCAUAUAUUUUCUAAGAUUAAUGGUUCUCAACUUUUCAAUAAUAAAACAGCUAGUGAUGGCAUCGAAGAACCUAUAAUGAUCGGUCCGAUGCUUCAAGCAUUAGGAUUUACUGUAGACAACUGUCCUCCUGGUGUUGGUGUUUAUCAAUUUGAAGGCUAUAAAAUACCAAAAGACAACUUGCCAGAUGAUUUUCCAUCCAAUAAUUAUAAAGUCUCUAUAGAAAUCUUCUAUGGAGAACAAAAAAUUAUUAUUGUCGAGGUACUGAUGGUUAAGGGAGAUUUCGAUGAUGUAUUUGUGGAAGAUGUGAAUAAUCCUUUUUACAAUGAAGAAUACGUGACAGAACCUGAUAUUUUUCUUGACAAUGACAAUAAAAUAGUUCUCAAUUUUUCAAUUAUAAAACAGCCUCCAGAAGGAACCCAAGGGCAUUUCAUAAUACAACGAGCAUCCAUAGGUGAGUAUGUUGUGGACACUGGAAUCGAUGUAACGAUGGAUUUAUGUAAUUGCUUCGAAGAACUUAUUAUGAUUGGUCCAAUUUUUCGCGCAUUAAGAUUUACUGCAGACAACUGUCCUCCUGAUGUUGGUGUUUAUCAAUGUGAAGGUUAUGAAGUUCAAAAAGACACAUUGCCAGAUGAUAUUCCACCUUAUAAUUAUAAAGUUACUCUAGAAAUAUUCUAUGAUGAUGAAAUGAUAAUCAUUCUUGAGGGAUUCGCUAAAGUUACGUGA
Cotesia congregata is the source of this 1416-nucleotide messenger RNA. The record is from the annotation of a GenBank genome assembly. NCBI's taxonomy places the organism in Eukaryota, Metazoa, Arthropoda, Insecta, Hymenoptera, Braconidae.